AAUCACGUCUGGAUUCGUCGCCUUCGCGCUUGCGUACUGCGGCUCCAGCGCUGAUGCAAGAAAUUUUCGGCGCAGCGGUGUGGGACUGAUCGAGAGACAAAAAGUAGCCGGAUUUCAGCCACUUUUCAGACCGCAAACAUGUCAGGAGACGAGAUGAUCUUUGAUCCCAACAUGACCAAGAAGAAGAAGAAGAAGAAGAAGCCCUUCAUGCUGGAAGAGGACGGAGGAGAGGGUGUGGGAGGAGAAGAGGCUAAGGAAGUGGAGGCGAAGGAGGCAGAGCCAGAGGCUGGAGAGGACAAGGAGAUGGAUCUGGAUGAAGAUGAGGGCAGGAAGAAAGAGCCGUCUGAUGAUUUGAAUGACCUGAACUUCUUCAACCAGAAGAAAAAGAAGAAGAAACCCAAGAAAGUAUUUGAUAAUGAUGUUGAAGAGGGAUUAAAGGAGCUAAAAAUUGAAGGAGAGCAGACAGAGGCACUGGAGGAGGACAACCUGGACCUGAUGCUUCCUACCAAAAAGAAAAAACCUAAGAAAGUAGACUUUGAUGAGGGCGAGCCACUGGAGAAGGACGACGCGCUGGAGGACGAUGAGGGGAAGAACAACGAUGGAAUCUCAUUCAGCUCCUCCACAGGACCAGCCUGGGCCGGCUCGGAAAGAGACUACACUUACGAUGAGCUCCUGAACCGAGUCUUCAACAUCAUGAGGGAGAAGAACCCAGACAUGGUGGCCGGAGAGAAGAGGAAGUUUGUGAUGAAGCCUCCUCAGGUGGUCCGAGUGGGAACCAAGAAAACCUCCUUCGUCAACUUCACAGACAUCUGCAAACUGUUGCAUCGUCAACCUAAACAUCUCCUUGCUUUCCUGUUGGCUGAGCUGGGAACAAGUGGUUCCAUAGAUGGAAAUAACCAGCUUGUGAUCAAAGGCAGAUUUCAACAGAAACAGAUAGAAAAUGUGUUGAGAAGAUAUAUCAAGGAAUACGUGACGUGUCACACCUGCCGCUCCCCAGAGACCAUCCUGCAGAAAGACACUCGCCUCUAUUUCCUGCAGUGUGAGACGUGCCACUCCCGCUGCUCCGUCGCCAGCAUCAAGACCGGCUUCCAGGCUGUGACGGGCAAGAGGGCACAGCUCCGCGCCAAAGCCAACUAAAGGCCACCGAAACUGGGCUCCCCCUCUUCCUCUCGGCCCUCCCCUUUCCCCUCUUGAAGGGCCGGAGCUGGGGUCGGACGCCCCCCUCGAUUUGCUAAAAGGACUCUCUGAAUCGAACUGUGGGAGGGUUUGGCAGUUGUUUAGUUGUGUCGUGGCCUGACCAGGCAGGGAGUGAGAGAGUAUCUAAAGCUGGCAGAUGGGGUUCAGGCACCAUAAGCAGAUGAUGUGUACCUCAUACACUGUUGGAUGCAUUUGAUUUGUUGUCUGGCUGAUGAACCCUCCUAGGUUUUUUUUUCCCAUUUGUUGUGAUUCUUGAAAGAAAACCCUGAUUUAAUAUGGCUUGAAUCCUUCCUCAUUCAUUCUUCUCCCACUUUACAUACACCAGACAUGAGUAUUUCUUUGGUUUAGGAAUACAUUUCUCCACGCAACCAGCCAAAUUGCAGUUGAGCUAAAUUGAUCUACAAUAACGGAGCUUAGUUGCUCUGUCAAUUGUAACCUCGUGGCUCAUGGUUGCUUCUUUAUUCUUAAGCUUAACAUCGCUUAACCUGAAGGUUGUGUUUUUGUUUCUGGUCUGGCCUUAAAUCAAAAAGCUGCCAGCCCAGAAUCUUUUGUCCUAGCUUAUCAAAGAUAAAAUGUCACCAGGCUGGAGUACACACAGAGAUCGUCACUGUUAACUAGUCUGUGACAGGCUCCUAACACAGACCUCCCCUUGGCCAUUUUAUAAAGUCAAACUCAAAGGGGAGAACACCUUCCCACUGAAGACUUUAAUAGAGAGGUUGUGUGUGAGACAGAAAGAGAAAUGAUAAAAUGUGCUUUUAAGGCAUUGAUGAGCAGUUAUGUACUUUAUUAUUUCUCUGACUUCAAAAGUUUGGAUCAACACGCCUUAUCAAACACUGAAGAUUUGAUUAGAGGGAUGUGAAAUUUGAUAAAAUUCAGUUUGUCAAGAUAAAGAGGAGUACGUUUCUUGGGCUAAUGCCAGUCUCUUAACACAAACACCCAGAUGCUUUCCCCUAAAAAACAGCUUCCGAGCUGCUGCGUCGGUCUCCUCUCACAGGUCAUUCUUUUCAACUAUGAUUCAAGACAUUAAUGAUACAAGCUGCCAGGAUAUAAAGAGUUUUUGUCCAGUGAUGCUGGAUACAUGAUAUUGGUUCUGUUCUGGUUUGAAAAGAAAAUGGAUAAGAAGGUCUGGCUAGAAUCAUUUUAAAACUUGGUUUUUACAAAAAUAAAAUAUUCUACUCUCUCUCUCCAUCA
Molecule: messenger RNA, 2388 nt
Organism: Lates calcarifer (barramundi perch)
Lineage: Eukaryota; Metazoa; Chordata; Actinopteri; Centropomidae
Gene: eif2s2
Product: eukaryotic translation initiation factor 2, subunit 2 beta
Exons: 9
Coding region: 139-1137 (332 amino acids)
Biological process (GO): formation of cytoplasmic translation initiation complex; formation of translation preinitiation complex; translational initiation
Cellular component (GO): eukaryotic translation initiation factor 2 complex
Molecular function (GO): mRNA binding; translation initiation factor activity; translation initiation factor binding
Source: RefSeq, a predicted model, not a curated record